Molecule: messenger RNA, 594 nt
Organism: Monoraphidium neglectum
Lineage: Eukaryota; Viridiplantae; Chlorophyta; Chlorophyceae; Sphaeropleales; Selenastraceae
Exons: 5
Coding region: 1-594 (197 amino acids)
Biological process (GO): regulation of RNA splicing
Cellular component (GO): nucleus
Molecular function (GO): mRNA binding
Source: RefSeq, a predicted model, not a curated record
AUGUCACAGAACAGAGACAACUUCCGGGCAAACCAGCCGCCCUCAAAGGUGCUACAUGUCCGCAACCUCCCGCCGGAGGCCAAGGAGGCGGAUGUGCUGGGGCUGUGCCGCCCUUUUGGCCGCAUGGUGCGCAUCAAGCUGACAGGUGCAGGCACCAUCAAGAAUCAGGCGUUUGUGGAGUUUGUUGACAUGCGCUCGGCCAUCCACAUGAUCAGCUACUUUGUGGGCAACGCCGACCCCCCCAGGGUGUGCCAGAAGACGGUCUACCUGCAGUACAGCACGCGCCAGGACAUCGGUGGCGGCAUGCUGGUCGCCGACAUCCCCCAGGCCGCCGCAGCAGGCCCUGUGCUGCUGGUCAAGCUCGACUGCGCCAACGCGUUGGUGCAGUUUGCAGAGGAGACCGCCGCGGCAGAGGCCCAGAAGGGCCUCGACAACGCCCAGAUCCCCUCCUACAUGACACCCUCGAGCCCCGCGCCAGUGACCAUGAAAGUGUCCAUCAGCCACCAUGCCGACCUGGCUCUGCGCGCGCAGAGCGAGCGCGCCAGGUGCGCUGACAGCGCUGCGCUGCCCCUGCGCGUGCCGGCCAGCGCCUGA